Molecule: messenger RNA, 1460 nt
Organism: Mercurialis annua (annual mercury)
Lineage: Eukaryota; Viridiplantae; Streptophyta; Magnoliopsida; Malpighiales; Euphorbiaceae
Product: cysteine synthase
Exons: 11
Coding region: 173-1165 (330 amino acids)
Cellular component (GO): cytoplasm
Molecular function (GO): cysteine synthase activity
Source: RefSeq, a predicted model, not a curated record
AAUGACUCCAUUGUGGACUUUGGAACAAUUUUAAAUUAAGUGUUAAAAUCAAAGCAAACGAUUUCUUAAAAUCUCCGCUAUUAUUACUCCUUAGUGCCUGAAGCUGUCACCAUUGUGGACUUUUGCAAAGUCUCUUUCGAUAAGCUUUCAUUUCUUCUUGAUUUGGUAAAAAAUGGCUGAAGAGAGAGUGGGUAUUGCCAAAGAUGUGACUGAAAUUGUUGGUAAAACACCAUUGGUGUAUCUCAACCGUGUAGUAGAUGGCUGUGUGGGGCGUAUUGCUGCCAAGCUAGAGUCGAUGGAACCUUGUUCAAGUGUUAAAGAUAGGAUUGGGUACAGUAUGAUUUCAGAUGCAGAGGAGAAAGGUCUCAUCACGCCGGGCGAGAGUGUCCUCAUCGAGCCUACAAGUGGUAACACUGGCAUAGGGCUGGCAUUCAUGGCAGCUGCCAAGGGCUACAAGCUCAUAAUUACCAUGCCUGCUUCAAUGAGUUUAGAAAGACGAAUGGUUCUCCGUGCUUUUGGAGCUGAGCUGGUUCUUACUGACCCUGCCAGGGGCAUGAAAGGAGCUGUUCAGAAAGCAGAAGAAAUAUCAGCGAAGACACCUAAUUCUUAUAUUCUGCAGCAAUUUGAAAACCCUGCCAACCCAAAGAUCCACUAUGAAACUACCGGACCUGAGAUCUGGAAAGGCUCAGGUGGGAAAGUUGAUGCUCUCGUUUCUGGGAUUGGAACUGGGGGCACAGUUACAGGUGCAGGGAAAUAUCUCAAGGAGCAAAACUCUGACGUUAAGCUCAUUGGUGUGGAACCAGUUGAGAGUGCAGUGUUAUGUGGAGGCAAACCUGGUCCACACAAGAUUCAAGGAAUUGGUGCUGGCUUUAUUCCUGGAGUUUUGGAUGUCAAUUUACUUGAUGAAGUAGUUCAAAUAUCAAGUGAGGAAGCAAUUGAAACUGCUAAGCUUCUCGCUUUGAAAGAAGGAUUGCUGGUAGGGAUAUCUUCGGGUGCUGCUGCAGCUGCAGCAAUUAGGGUAGCCAAGAGGCCUGAAUACGCUGGAAAACUCAUUGUAGUGGUAUUCCCUAGCUUUGGAGAGCGUUAUCUAUCCUCUGUGCUUUUUGAAUCUGUGAAGCACGAGGCAGAAAAUAUGCGCUUUGAGACUCAAACCAGUUCCAUGUGAUCAGCAGCUCAUUCCGGUUGUCAACUAUUUACUUCUUGACAGAUUCUUGAUCACACUUGAUGCAAAUAAUGUAGUCUUUUUCUACUCUUGGUGUUGUAGUUAGGAAAGUUUGCGAGUCCGACUCGGAACUGUUUCGAGUUUGGUGAGAUCAAUAAAUUGAAUAAUUAUCAGUGUUUUGUCAUCCAAGUGCAUUGGAGUAUUAAAUAGAUUUGAAUAAUAAUCUGCUUCCAUAAAGAAGCAGCAAAUUGCUACAAGUUUUGGUAAAUAUAAAAAAUGAAACUAUGAAUUAGUUUAA